UUGAACAGAGAAAAAAAAAAUGAAUUCUUUGACAGCUUGUUCUCACAGCCACCACUUCCAUUUCCACCCCAAUUGCUUCACAAACACCAUACAUACCGAAACAAAGAGCAGCAAAAACAAAACCAUCUUUUUCUUCUUCAAACCUUUUUCAAAAUUCCAAUCCCUCACUACCCAAGCUCGCCUUGCUUCCUCUAUCCACCCACUGUCGCCACCGCCACCGCCACCAUCCACCAACAAUGCUGUUUUGGACUCAAAGCACACCACCCUUCUUGUGGAAGCUUACCAUGUUCACCGUGGACUGGGAAUCUUGCUCCGGAAACUUGAUAGCGUAGAUGGUGACCCUCUUAGGAUUCUUACUGAAGACGGUGAUUGGCCCAAAGAAUACUUUUGGGCUGUUGUCAAGUUCCUCAAGAAUGCAUCAAGGUUUUCGGAAAUCCUUCAGGUAUUUGACAUGUGGAAGAACAUUGAGAAAUCACGGAUUAGUGAGUUAAACUAUAACAAGAUAAUAUCCCUGUUAGUUGAAGGAGGGAUGAUGGAAGGUGCCAUGUCUACAUUGCAAGAGAUGAAAAUUCAUGGUCUCAAGCCUUCUUUGGACACCUACAAUCCGAUUAUCCACGGUUUCGCCAGAGAAGGUAAAUUCAGCGAAGCUUUGCGUUUUCUUGAUGAGAUGAAAGAAUUUGAUUUAGAGCCAGACACGGAGACUUAUGAUGGAUUGAUACGAGCUUAUGGUAAGUUUAAAAUGUAUGAUGAGAUUGGUAAGUGUGUGAAAAAGAUGGAGUUGGAUGGUUGUUCUCCUGAUCAUAUCACUUAUAAUAUACUCAUACAAGAGUAUUCACGUGGUGGGGUACUCCAAAGGAUGGAAAAACUAUAUCAAAGAAUGAUUUCGAAAAGAAUGCGUUUGCAAUCUUCAACAUUGAUUGCAAUGCUCGAUGCUUACACCACAUUUGGUAUGGUUGAAAAGAUGGAAAUGUUUUAUAGAAAAUUGCUGAACUCAAAAACAAGUCUAGAUGAUGAUUUGAUACGAAAAAUGGCUGAGGUUUAUAUCAAGAACUACAUGUUUUCUAGGUUAGAGGACCUUGGACUAGAUUUACGUUCAGCAUUCGGUGAAUCUGACCUUGUAUGGUGCCUUCGCCUCCUUUCUUAUGCAUGUCUUCUGAGUCGAAAAGGCAUGGAUAUAAUUGUUCAAGAAAUGCGAGAUGCCAAGGUUCAUUGGAAUGUUACCACUGCCAAUAUCAUCAUGCUGGCUUAUGUGAAGAUGAGAGAUUUCAAGAGGUUGAGAAUUUUGCUAUCGCUAUUCCCAAUGUAUCGAGUGAAGCCUGAUAUAGUCACUGUUGGAAUUUUAUUCGAUGCAAACAGAAUCGGCUUUGAUGGCAGUGGAACUUUAGAAGCAUGGAGAAGAAUGCGGUAUCAUUACCGAGUUGUAGAAAUGGAAACAGAUUCUCUGGUUCUUACUGCAUUUGGUAAAGGCCAUUUUCUAAAAAGCUGCGAAGAAAUGUACUCUUCCCUUCACCCAGAGUAUAGAGAAAGGAAAACAUGGACAUAUCAUGACCUUAUUACUUUAGUAUCAAUGUAUAGUGGCAAGUAACAUUCACUGUAUGAAAACAAAACAGAUAACAAAAGAGUUGGAGUAUGUAAAGAAAGUUUCAAUGUCUCACAUUAUUGUUUAUUGUCUAAUUGGGAUUAGGAGGUUGAAAAAAAAAAACACUUGUAACUAGCGGUUUAGGAAUUGUAGAUUUAUCAUACAUUACAUUACAAUCAGCUCUGCCACUUGUAAUAUUUUCCGUUUUCAGGUUGUUUCUCCCAGAUUUAAAAUGUAUACCAAGAAAAAAGUAUUUACACUCUUACAAGACAUGUUUUCCUCUC
Arachis stenosperma is the source of this 1863-nucleotide messenger RNA. Its product is annotated as pentatricopeptide repeat-containing protein At4g14190, chloroplastic. Bases 20 to 1585 code for a protein of 521 amino acids. Gene Ontology annotation, molecular function: protein binding. The record is from RefSeq and is a predicted model, not a curated record. The transcript has 2 exons. Lineage: Eukaryota; Viridiplantae; Streptophyta; Magnoliopsida; Fabales; Fabaceae.